AACCAGUUCCCAACUCACUAGUUUUAGUUCGAUAUUUCUUGCAGUAUUUAUUGCCUAUCGAUAGUUCAAAACAAUCAGCUGUACAAUAUAAAUAAUGCCGCCGCAAAGACCAGUUGUUUCGAAGAAAUUCGUGUGGAGCGCCGAGGCAACGGAAUGGCUUCUGGAAAUGUGGCAGGAGAAUCUGCAAGACUUUCGUUGUAAAAGGCGAAAAAACUUGGAUAUCAUGAAGAAAAUGGCAGCCGCCAUGAGGGAGUACGACAUCACUUGGGUCGAAAUAAAGGCCAAAAUGGACAACAUGAAGAAACGAUACCGCAACGAAUUCCAAAAAAUAAAGUCCUCGGGAAGUGGGCGUUCCAAAUGGAACUACUUCUCCAAAAUGCGGCUACUUGUGGACUACAGUGAUGAUGAAGAUGAUGAUGAUUUGUACGACAUCGAAGCAGAGAGAAUGUCCAGAAGAGCCUAUCAAAGGAGGCGCAAAGCGUGUAAGGAUGAUAGACGUCCUGUGAAGGAGGAAUCGCCCGAGGGGAGCCAACCCGAAAUCGAAUACCUAGACUCGUUCCCAGAAUCGGAGUUUCUCGAGCCAGACGUUGUUCUUCACAAGAGAAAUCGUCCCCAAACUGAGGAUUAUAAUGACAGCGAAGAAGACAUCCUAUCGAACCUGUAUUCUAAGCCAACUGAAAGAACGCAUGCGGAGAAUAUGUCAGACUCUUCCGUGGAAUUCGACUUCCCUGAACUUAACGCUAAGCGCUACAAGCGUGAUAGAGCUAAAGCUGUGGGCGAAGAAAUGUUGGCCCUUCAAAGGGAAACUCUCAAGGUCUUGCAGACAAUUUCAGAGAACCUCUCCAGUUUCCACGAUAAGUUCUUGAGAGCACUCAAGCCAAGACGCGAGAAGCGCCCUAGACUAAGUUAGCUAAGAGCUGCAUUUGUUAUAUAUUAAGAGAAUUUUCCUACAUACGUAAUAUGCAAAAUAUUUUUGCAAAACUUGUAUAGAAUGUGUUGACAUAAAAUGAGUAUGAAAAACUAAAAUGUUGUUCCUUCAGAAGUCACCCUUUUUAAAAACUG
Molecule: messenger RNA, 1062 nt
Organism: Drosophila biarmipes
Lineage: Eukaryota; Metazoa; Arthropoda; Insecta; Diptera; Drosophilidae
Exons: 5
Coding region: 95-910 (271 amino acids)
Biological process (GO): positive regulation of DNA-templated transcription
Cellular component (GO): nuclear body
Source: RefSeq, a predicted model, not a curated record